This is a messenger RNA of Apaloderma vittatum (bar-tailed trogon), 1050 nucleotides long. It is a transcript of the gene REXO4, whose product is annotated as REX4, RNA exonuclease 4 homolog (S. cerevisiae). The transcript is spliced from 8 exons. Gene Ontology annotation, biological process: DNA catabolic process; rRNA processing. Lineage: Eukaryota; Metazoa; Chordata; Aves; Trogoniformes; Trogonidae. Gene Ontology annotation, molecular function: 3'-5' exonuclease activity; nucleic acid binding. The annotation marks the transcript as partial. The record is from RefSeq and is a predicted model, not a curated record. Gene Ontology annotation, cellular component: nucleus.
AAGGCGCUGCAGGAGCUGCUGAAACAAAAGACAGAUAGCUCCAACAAGGCCCUCUCUACACAUCAAGCAGGCACCAAAAAGAAGCAUCCACUCAAAGCGAAGAAUAACCAAGAAAUCCCAGCGAUCAACGGGAACGGGAAUGUGGUAAAGGCCAAACCCACAGAUGAAGGGGACAGUGGUUCUGCUAAAAACAGUCCUCCUUCGGUUAAGCCGAAAUCCGAGAGGGUUGCAUUGGGCAAGAAUAUAAAAGGCACCAAAAGCAAUGAAAAAGGCUGCCAAGAGAAAAAUGGCACUAUUUUAAAGGAGAAAGGUGAUAUAAAACAUAAGAGGAGGAAAACUGAAGAACAUGCAGAGCAGCAACCCAAAGAGCCUGAAAUAUGGUUUGAUGACGUCGAUCCAAAAGAUAUUGAAGCAGCAAUAGGACCAGAAGCAGCAAAAAUUGCUAGAAGAAAUCUGGGACUCGACACAGGCCAAGCUGUGGAGCAGGUGCUGGUUAAAGAAAAGGCUUUUGAAGGGUUGACACGAGCUGUAGCCAUGGACUGUGAGAUGGUGGGUGUGGGACCCAAGGGUGAGGACAGUAUUGUGGCUCGGGUGUCCAUCGUGAACCAGUUUGGAAAGUGCAUUUAUGACAAGUACGUCAAGCCCACAGAAGAGGUGACUGAUUACAGAACAGCGGUUAGUGGCAUACGCCCUGAAAAUAUAAAUAAAGGUGAGGAUUUUAAAACAGUUCAGAAAGAGGUUGCUGAAAUCUUGAAUGGAAGGAUUUUAGUUGGACAUGCUUUACGCAAUGAUCUAAAGGUCCUAUUCCUUGAUCAUCCUCAGAAGAAGAUGCGUGACACACAAAGAUACAAGCCUUUCAGACAGAGAGUCAAGAAUGCACGGCCAUCACUGAAACUGCUCUGUGAGAGAUUGCUGAAUGUUCAAGUGCAGACAUCAGAGCACUGUUCGAUUCAGGAUGCCCAAGCAGCUAUGAGACUGUACACGUUAGAGAAAAAGAACUGGGAAGCCGACGUUAAGAACAAAUCUAACAACAAAAAUCGCAAAACUUGA